AUGUGCUUGUGGGCACUUGCAGUGGUAGGAGUGUUGGCCCCCAGCAUCCUAGUAGCGCUAGCCUUAGCAGCACCAGGCUUCAUCAUCUGGUGUCCAUAUGGAGGGAUGAAUGUAAUCACCUGGUAUAGGAGAGUCGCGUAG
Molecule: messenger RNA, 141 nt
Organism: Alternaria arborescens
Lineage: Eukaryota; Fungi; Ascomycota; Dothideomycetes; Pleosporales; Pleosporaceae
Exons: 1
Coding region: 1-141 (46 amino acids)
Source: RefSeq, a predicted model, not a curated record